Molecule: messenger RNA, 882 nt
Organism: Trypanosoma grayi
Lineage: Eukaryota; Euglenozoa; Kinetoplastea; Trypanosomatida; Trypanosomatidae
Exons: 1
Coding region: 1-882 (293 amino acids)
Source: RefSeq, a predicted model, not a curated record
AUGCUAUCAGUUGACAUUGCUAACUACAACUGGAAUGGCACAAGUCCUUUUUCCUGUCACAGAAGCCGUCGUUUAGGAGGUAGUACGGUAAAACUUCUCAAUUUGAGUAAUACUCUACCAAAUUUCUAUGUACAGAAAGACAGUGGCCUUAAUACACGUUCCCCUGUGCAUGAGCUAACUGUAAGCGUUUUUCUUACAGUGAAAACAACAAAAGGCAAGCCCGCGCCGCCAAACCACAUACGAGCGACUCAGUUUACCAAGCGCGCGUCUGGCCGGAUUCUCCCAUUCCGUUUCGGCUUACGGGGGAUUUUUAGAAGUAUUAUGUGCUGCGGCCCCCUUGCGACGCAUGGGUUGCAAUGGCGCGCUGGGGGCUGCCGGUGCAAAAUCAAAAAAAAGCCGUUUCCCAAAACGGCGUUUCCGCGACACAUCCGGGACGGGGCAACCGCCCCUCUUCCAAACAUGGUGGCGGAACGUCCUGCACCGCACCCCGAACCCGCGCUGCACCACGAACCCGCAGCAUCAACCCGAUGCUUCCGCCCCGGCCUAUGGGGCGCCACCGGCCCCCCCGGCCGUCUUCUCACAAGGGCCAACGCGCUGCGUCCCCAGAACCCCCCCCCAACAAUCCCAGGGGGGCGCCCGAAAAAGGGCGGGCGCGGCCCGGAGCGAGUGGGUUGUUCAGGGUGGUGCCUGGCGUGGGUCGGGCGGCGCGGGUGCACAGUUGUUGUUGUGGGGCGUGUUUUGGGGGGGGGGUGGUGUUGGCUUGUGUCUUCGGAGUGUCUUGCGCAGUUUGUUUUUGCCCUAUCAUUGCCCUUUCAAAGGCCAGGAAAGCAAAAUAAACUGGCACUUCAUUUUUUGUCCGGCAGUUCCUUUGGUUUCUACUAG